This is a messenger RNA of Geosmithia morbida, 1011 nucleotides long. Its product is annotated as sulfonate dioxygenase. Gene Ontology annotation, molecular function: 2-oxoglutarate-dependent dioxygenase activity. The transcript is spliced from 8 exons. Lineage: Eukaryota; Fungi; Ascomycota; Sordariomycetes; Hypocreales; Bionectriaceae. The record is from RefSeq and is a predicted model, not a curated record. Gene Ontology annotation, cellular component: cytoplasm. The coding region runs from base 1 to 1011 and encodes 336 amino acids.
AUGGCCAACCUGGAAUCCCGGAAGCACAUCUCCCCCGACUCGGGGUUCCCCAUCACCAUCCACCCGUCGUACAACCCAAAGAUCAAUUCCCACGUACCACCGGACCCUAUCAGGGAGGAGAUCGUCCCGCCAAAGGACCGCGCCUUCUUCGCCGACCCCGAGAAGAAGGCUCUCUUCUCGGUGGCUAACAGAGUUGACCUGACCGAGUCCAUCGGGACCGUUCUUGAAAACGUCCAGCUUUCGCAGUUGGACAAGAACCAGCUCGACGAACUGGCUGCCCUAGUGACUGAGCGGGGUGUAGUCUUCUUCCGGGAUCAGGAUCUCACGACCGAGGGGCAGGUUGAGCUGUUUGGCCACUAUGGCAUUCUUGACAGGCAUCCAGCCCAAAAGCCAUCUGGAGAGUGGCAUGCCGACACAUCGUUCGAGAUAAACCCGCCAUCCUAUUCACUUCUUCGAAUGGAGGAGCACCCAAAAGUUGGUGGUGACACGGCUUGGAUCUCGCAAUACGGAACGUACGACGCUUUGAGCAAGGCACUGCGCGGCUUCGUCGACAACUUACACGCCGUUCACACCUCCAGACUGCAAUAUGAGACCAUCCUCGACUUGUGGGGUGUCGGUCCGAACCGUCCCCCGAUCGACACCCACCACCCUGCAGUCCGAACUCAUCCUGUAACCGGGCUCAAGGCUUUGAAUAUCAAUACCGGCUUCGUCACAGGAUUCGCCGAGCUGAAGAAGAAGGAAUCUGACAAGCUUCUCGAGUUCUUCGAGCUUCACCUCCACUCGGCCGACGACCACUAUGUCAGGUGGAAAUGGUCUGUAGGAGAUGCGGCCAUGUGGGAUAAUCGAUGUGCUGCUCACCGAGUGAUCCCUGGCACGUACAAAGAGAAGAGAACCGGUGUUCGAACGACCGUCUUUGGCGAGAAACCGUAUUUUGACCCCUCGAGUGAGAGUCGAGAUGAGCGAGCAGAGCGCCUCCAGAGGGAAGGGGCAGGAAUCAAGAAGUCUGAGUAG